Cryptosporidium ubiquitum is the source of this 912-nucleotide messenger RNA. Its product is annotated as transcription factor. The coding region runs from base 1 to 912 and encodes 303 amino acids. NCBI's taxonomy places the organism in Eukaryota, Apicomplexa, Conoidasida, Eucoccidiorida, Cryptosporidiidae. The transcript has a single exon. Gene Ontology annotation, biological process: nucleotide-excision repair; regulation of DNA-templated transcription. Gene Ontology annotation, cellular component: transcription factor TFIIH core complex; transcription factor TFIIH holo complex. The record is from RefSeq and is a predicted model, not a curated record.
AUGGAUGGGACUCUGUAUAUAAUUCUGGAUUCAAGAAGUCUAUUUGUGUAUGAGUACACUGAAGAUCACCAGCUAGGUACUCAAGAUAAAUUGUUGGUUUCAGGAGAGUGUGUAUUGAAUUCUGUAUUUCAGUUUACAAGGCUAUAUAAUUUGAGUACAGGCAAGAAAAAGAGGCUGAAUAUAUAUAUUUGUGAUUCAAAUGGCGAGAAUUUAAUAUUUGAUGGUUCUAUCUCUGGCUUAACGAAGGAGUUACAAUUUGAAUUAAUGCCAAAAAUGUUGGAGGAGAUUUCGGAAAAAAUAAAGCCGGGAGAGAUGAAAGUGAGCCCAACAAUUUCUAAAUGUCUCUGUAAGAUUAAUGGUACAAGGAAAAAGUUUGGGUAUAACAGGUCGGAGAAAGACCGCAUUAUAUUAGUGGAUGCUUCAGAUAAAGAUGAUUAUAUUUCUCAGUAUGUAUCUUUGCUAAAUUGUGGGUUUGCAUCACAGAAAUUGGUAAGUUUGAUAAAUAACUCAAAUAUUCGCCUUUCAGUUACAAUUUUGAAUCAGGAUGUGGUUAUUGAUGUUGUAAGUGUGACAAGAAAUCCAUCUCCAUUAUUGAACAAUUUGGUAGAUAUAUGUAAUGGGUUAAAUUUGAAAUAUUCUGAUAUGGCAGAUUCACUCGUAGAAGGAGGUGUUGAAAUAAGUGAAGAUAACUACGGAUUGGAUCAAGGAUUGACUCCUUUUUUGAUUUUCCAUCUAUUACCUUCCAUUCAGGCUCGAGAGGAGUUUUUUGUUUCCAUUAAUAAGACAAAACACACAGGUUUGGCUGUAUGUUUUUGUCAUCAUCAGAAAAUUGAAAUAGGAUAUGUAUGCUCAUCGUGUUUGUCAAUAUUUUGUUCACAAUUUAAGGCUCCAAUAUGUUCAACAUGUGGGUAA